This is a messenger RNA of Salvelinus namaycush (lake trout), 988 nucleotides long. Its product is annotated as papilin-like. The annotation marks the transcript as partial. The record is from RefSeq and is a predicted model, not a curated record. Lineage: Eukaryota; Metazoa; Chordata; Actinopteri; Salmoniformes; Salmonidae. The transcript has 7 exons.
CUGGACGACAGGUGAAUGGAACGUGUGCUCUGUGUCGUGUGGCGGCGGCUCCCAGGUCCGCAAUGUGCAGUGUGUCUCCCAUGAUGCAUCAGGGCCCCGUGUGGUGGAGGACGCCGUCUGUGCAGCCUACGCCCUCGUCCCGCCCACCCUGCAGACCUGCAGCAUGCAGCGGUGUGUCUCCUGGAGGGCCUCUGUCUGGAGUGCGUGCUCAGUGACAUGUGGGACAGGCGAUCAGUCCAGAGAGGUGAUGUGUGUCGGAGCAGCAUCAGUCCAGUUAGCAGACACCUCCUGCACCGCCUCACUCCGCCCUGUAGCCACCCAGCCCUGCUCCAUGCCCGCGUGCCUACUGGCUGUCAGCUGGCACGUUGGAGACUGGGGACUGUGCUCUAAAAGCUGUGAGUCAGGUCUGCGUGAGCGCCAGGUGAUGUGUUCUGACAGAGAGAGGAACCUGUACCCAGUGGAACACUGUAACUCGGUCCCCAAACCCCUCACAUUGGAGACCUGCAACACACAGCCCUGCUACCACCCACAAGUUGUCCCCAGUAUGCAGGAUCCCAGAGGACAAGGCAACACACAGCACGUCUUCAUUCCUUACGUCCCCGAUCACGCUACAGUCCUCAGACCAGACUCUGCUGACCACCUGACCAACACAGUGUACCAUGCUCACAACUCCGGGCCAGCCCAACACUGUAGCCGGUCCUACUACGGUUGCUGUCCAGAUGGAGUGAUGGCUGCUGGGGGGACAGGGGGUCUGGGCUGUCCACGGGGAUCCAGCCAUCCUCCCAGCCCUGAGCAGGCUAUCUGUACCACCACCAGGUAUGGAUGCUGCAGGGAUGGUGUGACUAUAUCACGGGGUUCCAACAGGGAGGGCUGUCAGGAGUAUGGCUGUAUUAACACCAGGUAUGGGUGUUGCAGGGAUGGUGUGUCUGCAGCACAGGGACUCAACAAGGAGGAUUGUCUGGAACAUGUCCCUCCUGCCCAGCCCACG